Molecule: messenger RNA, 2049 nt
Organism: Didymosphaeria variabile
Lineage: Eukaryota; Fungi; Ascomycota; Dothideomycetes; Pleosporales; Didymosphaeriaceae
Exons: 1
Coding region: 1-2049 (682 amino acids)
Molecular function (GO): protein binding
Source: RefSeq, a predicted model, not a curated record
AUGCCCAGCUCGGGGCCAUCCGGACAGAGCACUCCCUCCUCAACCCACGAUAGCACCGCGAACAUCGUUCUGCCUUCGUUCACGGCACUGGCCUCGGCGACUGGGAACGCAGGCCAUCCCGCACCGUACACGUCCUACGAGAUGUCUGCUGCUGAGGCGCUGGCUGCGCUUCCCAGCAGCAGACCGUCCACAAGCCAUACCGAGGACGGCUUCCAGGACGGUGUCGACGAGAGUGACGAUGACGGGGGCAUCCCGCUGCUGGAGGACUAUGACCAGAGUCAAAAUUAUGGCCUCGAUCUGAGUCACAUGCCCGCAUCGUUCGCCUUACCGACGCUUUCCCCGCCAGACAUGGCCUAUUUCAUGGACGAGCCCCCGGUCCCCUUCAUACCUCCGACCGCCAUAAGCAUUCUGAACAAUGUUAAUUCCUACCCCUGGGUGGCGGCGCCGGCACUUGAUCAUCAUGUUUCAGCGCUCGAGGCCCUCUCUAUGGAUCAGGAUCACACGCCUCCAGCUACCAUGCUCCCGCCAGUACCAGAUCCCUUUUCUGUGAACGGUCUCGCGGAGUACAGCGGGACCCUCAUGCACCAACAUCUCCAGGACUAUAUGGCUCACGCCUACGAAGACCAUUUGAACCUGCAGGACAACACCGCUUUCAUGAGCCCGCACCUUUUCUACCUCAAGGAGUCGUCUAAGAAGGACAUUAUGAUGGGUCUAGAAGAGGCGGAAGGCGACCAUUUGUCCGUCAUCACCCGGGACGACCUGGCAGGGGAAGACCGUGAUUAUCAGGGUAUUAUUUGGUCGAAGCGUAUGCCGCGACGCGAGUUCCGGCAGAAGAGGAAGCAAGAGGAGAGGGCUAGACUGUCCAAAGCGAUGCGGCAAUACGGCCCAUCGCUCCCAUCGAUCCCCCCUAGCGAGAACUUCUUCUCGUUCCGGAGGAUGGACAAACGACAUCGACCGUGGGGUCCGCAUUUUCAACUCCGUAAUAUGAUAGCUGCUACUUCACGACAAGACAUAUACUAUGCAGAACGUCUGAAGGGUAUAUUCAGGACAGACGUAUCAGGAUCCGACGCCCAACCCAUCAUUGAUACAACCAAGCAUACUGUGAACGGCAACACGCCCAUGAUUACCACCAUGGCAGCCAUGGACGAUGUCUUGAUUGCUGGCGGAUUCGAAGGCGAGUACGCCGUGGUCGAUCUUGCCUCCAACAAUGGACCUCAUACCUCGAUGGACGUCAUCCGUGAUUGGGCUCCGGAGGCGAAGUCUUAUAUCACGAACCACGUUCACCUUUUCAACGAUCGCACCUCCUACACGCCACAAGCCGUCUUGAGUUCAAAUGACUAUAGUCUACGGGUACUAGACUGCGCGACCAACACCUUCAAGUACAAGUUCCCCUUCAAAGCGGCAGUGAACUGCUCCGCCACAAGCGCCGACGGACGAUUACGAGUGGUCGCGGGCGACUUUCCCGAAACACUGAUCACCAAUGCAGAGACUGGCGAGAUCCUCCAGACACUGCGUGCGCAUGAAGGGGACGCCUUCGCCUGCGCGUGGGCAGACGAUGGCAUCCAUGUGGCAUCCGCCGCGCAAGAUGGGACCAUUGCUGUAUGGGACGCACGCUCCUGGAAGCCCCUCACUGUGCAAUCCUCGGAACUCUCCAUUCCCCGCGUCCUUAAGUUCUCGCCCGUAGGGUCUGGGCCACGCGUUCUUGUUUCUGCAGAAGCAGACGAUUAUGUAUCCAUCAUCAAUGCUACAACCUUUGACAGCAAACAAGUAUUCGACUUCUUCGGGCAAACGGGCGGCGUCGAUUUCACGCCAGAUGGACAGAGCCUGUUCGUCGCGAACAGCGAAUUUGGGCUCGGUGGUAUCAUCGAGCUCGAACGAGCGGGCGGGUGGGAUGCCACGAGGAUCAAUGCAGGCGUCGAAAAUACGUGGCAGGAAGACGCACUCGUAGAUUGGGGCUACGAAAGCGACCUCGACGGCCACCACCGCGUGGCCUGCGGUGCUGAGGAAAGAAACCGACGGGGUCUCGACCUUGGCUGUGUAGAUGUUUGA